AUGAGACCAGACUUUCCAGCACCCCCCAUGACCGUCGCAAAGACGACAAUCGAGAAAACUCCUCGUGGUCUGCGUUUUACGCUUCAUAAUGUCAAGCCGACGGACGCGGUUCUUCGAGAAGUACCAGCCAAAGAAGCCUUUUCCAAUUUGCUGGGAACUCCGCUGGAAGCGUCCAACUUCGACGAUGAUGAUGAUGCUGAACAGCAAAAGCUACUUUCGGGAACCGAAUCUCAGCCCUUGAUCAUGUCAGCCCUCCGGGCAUGGGCGAACCAUCGUCCGUUGGUGAUCAGCCCGGAUGCCGUCUUUUUGACAAUUGUGCAAGGACUGGCGCACCAUGUCCACCUGGAUCCCGACAAGUUUCGUGACAAACUGGUGGAUCACAAGGGAAAGAGAGACCUUUGUGUGGUCACGGGCAGCAACCCUGUCUGGCCGGAAAUCUUUGAGGCAUUUUGCACGCAGUUGUCACAGCAUCAAAAAGGAGACAAGAUGGCAGAGUGGGCGCAACCCCAGUUUUCUACUACUGGUCCUCUCGAACGGGCUGCCUUUCAGGUGGCGUUUAUGGAUAUCAUGAAGCCAUAUCACAAUUUUGUGGUCAUGUGCGUUUGUGGUAUCCCUUCUAUUGAGUUGACGGGGACGCCGGAAGACUGGCGUGACCUCGAGAGCCGCUUGGCGAUGCUGGACCAAUUCGAAAUGGAUUGGUGGACGGCGUCUUUGAAACCGCUUUGUCGCAAGUUUGUGGAGGCCAGUGAGGGCCACGUGGACUUGGCGCAUUGGUCGGCAAUCAUCAAACAUGGUCACACCUAUGGCACUGAUCUGGUGGAUGGAUGGCUUUGCCAGUUUGUGCCUUAUGUGUUGGACUAUGUAACCAAAGAACCCAACCGACGCAACCCUCUCCUAGACUCUAGUAAAGAGUCGAAUGGCAUCGCUCCCGAGGCUCUGCCCAAGGGAGUUUCAAUGGUUCCAUUUCGCCUUGAAAACACGGUCAGUGGCUCAGUCUCUUCAAAGGAGUUUAUUGCUGGUCUUGCUGGAAUCCGUUGUAACAAAGAAGGAGCUUUGGAAGCCUGUAUGGGUUGGGCCCUGCGUCCUCGUCCUGGCUUGACAAUGGCGUUGGAUGUCUUGGAAGAACGGGGGCUCUUGGAGAAGGAAAAUGUCGCAACACAAAAACGUCCGGGAUUUGAUUCCAUACCGUCGGAGGUCAUUGAGUUACAAGAUCGCUGCAGUGGUGGGGCGCGUCUCUGCACCAAGUCUGGUCGGCUCUGUGGUCGCAUCUUUGCCAAGGAGCAACAACCUUUGACUAGGUAUGUCCAAGGCAAAGACGGAAAGGCAUCGUUUCAAACCAUGCCUGCACAGGAUUGGGUCAGUUACAAGACUGUGCAGGCACUCCCUCCCAAGCUGCAACAGCUAGAUCACUCCUUUUCCUACUCUGGCUGGCGAGGGCUUGGUGAAAUUGAUGGGAAGCUCUUUGGGGUCAAGAUCAAGCAUGGCUUUGGACCUCCAAACAACACAGUCUUCUUCUUUUCUGCACGCGAUGGCACUGAUCACUUUUCCUACGAGGAGGUCCGAGAGAAGGACCUUGGAACGGUUAUGAUGGAGGUUCUUAGUCGCCAGUAA
Molecule: messenger RNA, 1611 nt
Organism: Seminavis robusta
Lineage: Eukaryota; Bacillariophyta; Bacillariophyceae; Naviculales; Naviculaceae
Source: the annotation of a GenBank genome assembly